CGAUUAAUCUAAUGGCGAAUACAAUCGCGUCAUUCUAAUCUGACUGCAAAAAGGUUGCGAUUUAAUUCUUUUUUUCAAAUUAAAGAGUGGCGUUCUCUAUGUCUGCUCGUUAUCCUUGCCUAACCAGGCUCUCGCACGCCCCUAAAAACCACACAUGCAAACCAGAUUUAUUAGCAGCGUGCGAGUAACGUUAAAGAGAAGAUAAAGUUUCAGGUAGCCUUGUGGUUUUGGUCCAGUCCCCUGUCACGGUACACCACGGCCACAAAACCACAUUACCAUGCUGGCUCAAUCCACCGCAAAGUGCAGAGGGUUUCGAGGUUCGUUGGUACCGUCACAACAACUUUGAUUUCCCGGCCAUGCUUUAUCGGGCAAAAAAGUUUGACGAUACAUCUCAGGAAGCUUCGUACAAGGGCAGAGUCUCCUUUGGCUUAAAGGAUGCAGCCUCUGGCGGACGGAAGGAAGGUGAUGUGAGCCUGCAGCUGGUAAAUGCUACACUUGAGGAUGCAGGAGAUUACGUUUGUUAUGUCAGCAGUGAUCAGGGUUAUGAUAGUGAAAGCGUCAGUCUCAUCGUGACUGAAAGGGGAGCCCCUCCACUUCUGUCAGCUGUGUGGAAAGAAGAUAACGUGAUGAAUGUGAGCUGUGAGUCUGGAGGCUGGUAUCCAGAGCCUAUCCUGAGCUGGUCGGAUCAAAAGCAGGUUCUGGACACAAAAAACCUGAAUUACAGAAAAGAGUCUUCUGGUCUUGUGUCAGUCCACAGCUGGCUUCUUGUCGCCAGCUCCUCUGAGGUUUACUGCUCAGUGGGCCUCUCUGGUGAAGAGAUGAAGGAGGCAGGAGUGCGCCUGGAAAACCCUCCUCAACCUGGUGAACAGGGAUCCUCUGCAGCUGGAUGGGUGGCCUUCACACUAGCCAUGUUAGUGUUAGCUGUACUUGGAGUGCUGUACUUCAUAAAGAGAAGGAAGAAAGCCAAUUCAAGAAAUGACCACCCUGAUGGUAAGAAGGACCAAAGAGUUUCUGUAGACACAUUAUUUAUUACUCUUGCUCAAAAUUUCAGGAAGAAAUCCAAAUCAGAAACUGACCACGCUGGGGAGCUUCAGAAACCUUUACUAGAAGAAGUGAUUCUGUCACCAGAUCUAUCAACAGCUAGAAAGUAUUAUGUAAAUGUUACACUUGACAAGAAGGAAAAUCAGUAUCUCAAAAUCAAGAACAAUAUACUGAGAGAUGCCUACCUGGGAGGAGCUGAUUUUCCUGAUGGACAAAAGGUUACCUGUCUCACAGCUAUCAAAGGAACACCUGGCUUCUCUUCUGGACAACACUACUGGGAGGUUUCUAUGGGGCGUCCCUCAACAGUCUUCAAACAGUCGUGGUGGGUAGGAGUUACAAGUGCAACUGUCUUCCCUCUGGACGCUGAUAUGUCUCCAACUCCAUCUAAUGGUUUCUGGUUCCUGUCCUCUUCACCUGACAGAGCAGACAGAUUUCAGUUUAACACCGAACCAAACGUUUUCCUGCCUGUCCAUUUCAGACUUCAGACGGUUGGUGUGUAUUUGGAUUAUGACGGUGGAGAGCUUUCCUUUUAUAAUGUGGAAGAUAAGAGCCUCAUUGGCAGUUUAACAGCUAAGUUCACAAGGGAAGUUUUUCCACUUUUCAAUCCUGGUAAAGGUGACAAGGCAGCUAUGGAGAUAAUACAGAGAACAGAACAGGCUCAGUGUAGUGACACGGGUAACUGUAUAGAUUCACCAGCACAAGAGCCUGAAUAAUUAUUUUAUCAGUAAUAAGUGUUGUUAGAAAGCAAGAUAAAAACACUCAUCCUGAGUGUUUUAUGUUUAAUAUAUCCUGUGUGAAAGGGAGAAAGAGGAUACAAAAUUGAACCACGUGUUGCUUUGACUUAAUGGUUUUAUUUAGUUCAUGGAAAUUUUUUGAGUGACUUAAAUGGGUGACCACACAACAUUUUUAAAUAAGUCAUAUUAAAGCUAAAAUUUUGAUAGACACGCUAACUUAAACUGAAAACCAAUUCUGCAUGAGAUAAAAUAAUAGAAGGGUUAAACUAAAUGUACAGUACCACUUCUGUGAAGCACAUAGUGAUUGUGUUUUGGGGGUUUCCGUCUCAUUUUCGUGAACGCAAUAUCUUGUCCCUCAAUUGGGACAAGAUAUUGCCUUGAGGGAAUUUGUUGAAAUUGGGCACAAACGUUCACUUGGACUCAAAGACUAACUGAUAAGAAUUUGGUGGUCCAUGGUCACUGUGAUCUCACAAAACAUGUCUUUGGCCAUAAGAAUUAAUGCAGUAUUUAUGACACAAUUUCAUAUAGAGGAAGUGAUGACAUUUUUUAGCCAAAAGGUCGAAGGUCAACUUCACUGUGACGUCAUAAUGUCCUGGAAAAACAUACCAUAACUCAGAAACAGAAGGGGAGAUUGUGACCAUAUUUCACAGUUGGUCACACAGUUGGUUUUGACUGAAAGCUCAAAGGUCAUUGUGACCUCAAAAUAGAGUUUUGGUCAUAAUUUAAGAAUGAAAUUGGUGAUUUCAGAUUUCACACACGUCGACUGGGGCGACACAGUGAGUAAACAAUGGCUUUCCUCCAUCUCCUUCAUUUUGCCUUUCAUUUCCUGCCUCAAAUGUGAAUUUCGAGCGUCAUCAGAAUCACAUGACCGCAAACAACAUAUUGAAGCUAAUCAUGCUCUUGUGAGUGAGUUUCACCAACUGCCCAUAGAGAGGCUUCACAUCUAAAAAUGGAGGAAACAAAAGCACCACAUUUUGUGUAGCUGUACUCUCUAAAUUCCCUCUACAUAGUAAUCAAUGUGGUCCUGUGUGGGCAACAUCUAUAAUAAUCCUUCGUUAAUCAGUUCAACAACGUGUGUUGACUAGAAUCAUACAUAUUGUUACUAUAGUGCUAACGAUCGUUAAGCCAAAAAAAUGUACUUUUUGAAUUUUUUCAGUUCAAAAGUAUUCACUACAUACAAUAUAUUAUAUGAGUCUUGACAGACAGGGAUGUAAACUGCAACUUGAAUGGUUGGCAGAGACAUACAACCUUGGGACAGUAACUAGUUUGUUGAAGCUGCUAACUGACAACUUAGCUCUGUUGUUAAAUGUGAGUUUGGGAUGUAAGGUAAACAUACCAUUAAACGAGUAGUUGUACAUUUUUGGAAAUACACUUACUUGCUUUCUUGCCAAGAGUCAGAUGAGAAAUCUGUGUGCGAAAUACUUAGCUCCAUCCGGCAGCCAGUUAGCUUAGCUUAGGACAAAGACUAGAAAUGGUGAAACAGCUAUGGUGUCCUUCUUCUCGUUUACCUCAGCAAAAAAACAAAGGCGUAGUUUUCCAAAACUACUAGUGUAGUAGUAGUGUAGUGUUGUGGGCAUGAUAGCCUAGUGCUUAAUACGCAUACCAUAUACUGUGAUGUCUCUGUUGCUUUCCUGUUUGCUUCUGUACAUGAACACUGGUACUAAUUGAUAAUGCAGGCCUCCUGUCUUUGGCAAACUGCAUGUCAGUAUGGUUUUUCAGACUUCGCAUCUUCUCAAAUAUAAACAUAGUUAUGCCUUGUAUGCAACUGAUUGAUCUACAUUUCGUUUUCUAUAGCAACGUGUUUCUGUUGUGUCCACCAUCUGUAAGGUUUAUUGAAACUGUGUUAAUUGUGAAACCAUAUUCUUUUCGACAGUACUUUAUACACUAUAAGUAAAAGUGCACUGACACGUAUACUCAUUUUAUUUAGAGACUAAUUAGAAUUUGUUUAUCUUAUGAAUUUAUCAUUGUUUGUGCUCAGUUGCUGCCUUUGAAAUAGCUUAAAUUGUGAUUGUUGUUUUGGGGAUUUAAAUCAGUUUUUAAAAACACUUUUACAUUUAUAAAGCGCUGCUGUCAAUCACAAAGACUUAUCAAAUAGAAAUAUCACAGAGCUCAUUUAGGUUCCAAAGGGUGCACAUUUCAAAAAAGCUGGUUUGUGCAAUCUAUAAUCUUAUUGGUCUUGCAUAAGGGACUCUAGGUGGCCUUUUUCAAGAUACAGCAGGUUACAACCAGAGUAGGACAACAAAAUGACAGACCCUCUUACUAAUUUAAUUCCUGGCCUCGUGAAAAACCAUCUCAUGGUUCAGCGUAUGGUACAAAGUUCUCAGUGGAACAAUACCUCAAGAUAUUGGUCUUAUUUUAAUACACUUGAUGAUUAUGACCUUCUACCAGCUGCAUCCCGCAGUCACAGGUUUUCCUCUUUCCUCUUUGUUCAGCUGAUUGAAGUGUCAAGUUGGGAAUUGGCUGACAUAUUUACUUUAUCAGCUAUUUAGAAACUGACAUACAAAAGGGAACGAUAACCCAGCUGUGGCCCUACACUGCUGGUUACAGUUGUGCUUGUGGCUUGACAUCUGGAAUGAGGCAGCUUUACUUUCAAGCUACAAGUUGAUGUCGUUGACCUUCUAUAUUUUGUUGUACACGAUGUCAUAUUUUUUAUAGUUUACAAAUGUCUUUUCAAUGAAAGUUGAUCAAAUGUAAAAUCAUACUAUAAAUGAAUGUGCUUUUAGUGGAUAGCAGUUUCUUUUUUAAAUAAACUCAAUCAUAUAUGGGAUCCCA
Molecule: messenger RNA, 4547 nt
Organism: Micropterus dolomieu (smallmouth bass)
Lineage: Eukaryota; Metazoa; Chordata; Actinopteri; Centrarchiformes; Centrarchidae
Product: butyrophilin subfamily 2 member A2-like
Exons: 9
Coding region: 357-1754 (465 amino acids)
Molecular function (GO): protein binding
Source: RefSeq, a predicted model, not a curated record